Adineta ricciae is the source of this 729-nucleotide messenger RNA. Lineage: Eukaryota; Metazoa; Rotifera; Eurotatoria; Adinetida; Adinetidae. The record is from the annotation of a GenBank genome assembly.
AUGAAAUCUGUCGAUCGGCAAGAUCUUCAACUGCCGAGUACACAAGCCAUUGGUUUAUCACAAUAUAAACAUCAUGCCACUGCUUCAGAUCUUUCACCAAACGAACUUCAACGAGCAAAGCAAGAAGCUGAAAGACAUGGUCAGAUGAAUAUUUCAUUUUCUGUUUGUGAUAUAAGAGCACCUUUUGCGCAUCAUGGUACAAAUUUUGAUCUUGUCGUCUCAUGUGAUAAUUCGCUGCCUCAUCUUCUUUUCAUCCAUAAAGAUUUAUUUCGACCAUUGCCUACCUAUCUUUACCAUGAUUCAUCGGUUUAUCAACUCGAACGUGAAAGUAUCUUUGCAAAAAAUUGGAUAUAUGCUGGUCGACUUGAUCGUUUACAAAAACUAGGUGAUUAUUUGUCAAUAACAAUCGCUGGAUAUCCGAUAUUUAUCUAUCGAAGUCCUUUGACGAAUAAAUUAAUCGCUUUCCACAACGUUUGUUCUCAUCGAGCUGGCCCAAUUGUUCCAAUCAAUACAAAUAAUCACGGUGUUGCUUUGUAUGGAAAUCAGUCUUUACUCAAAUGUCAAUAUCAUGCAUGGCUAUUCGAUUCUCGAGAUGGAUCAUUGAAGGCAACACCGAAUUUUGAUUACAAAUUUCAAUCGGAUGAGAAAAAAUGUUUGAAUCUCAAACAAAUUCACAUGGAGAUUAUUGCUGAACAGUUUAUUUUCGUGAAUUUNAAGAUAAACAAAUAG